Echinops telfairi (small Madagascar hedgehog) is the source of this 1011-nucleotide messenger RNA. RefSeq names its product melanoma-associated antigen B10-like. The transcript has a single exon. The record is from RefSeq and is a predicted model, not a curated record. Gene Ontology annotation, cellular component: nucleus. NCBI's taxonomy places the organism in Eukaryota, Metazoa, Chordata, Mammalia, Afrosoricida, Tenrecidae. Gene Ontology annotation, biological process: negative regulation of transcription by RNA polymerase II.
AUGCCCCGGGGCCACAAAAGUAAGCGCCGGGCCCAUGAGAAACGCCGUCAGGCCCAAGAAGAGUCCCUGGAUGGAAAAAGCGGUCAAGUCACUGUAGCCUUGAAAGAGGUGGUCAGCUCCCCCCUCUCUCCUGGUUCUCGCUGCCCUUCCCAUAGCUUGCCAUCUGCUGAGUUACAUUCCAAGCCCACCACCACUUCUGAGGCAGGUGUGUCAUACACAAGAGCUAAUGAAGAUGCCCCAAACCAAGAACAGCCGAGCUGUCAGCAGGCCCAACCCAUCGCUGAGCACUUACUCCAUAAAAUUCUAGAAAAGAAGAUGAUCAUGUUGGUACAUUACCUGCUGCACAAGUAUCAAAUAAAAGAGGUCAUUACGAAGGCAGACACAAUGAAAAAUAUACUCCAAGUAUACAAGAAUCACUACUCUACGAUCCUCAGCAAAGCUUCUGAGCACCUGGAACUGGCUUUUGGCCUUGAAUUGAAGGAAAUGGACCCUCACAAGCACAUCUAUGUCCUCAUCAACAAAUUAGAAUGUACCCAUUAUGGGAGAGAGAGUGAAGACUUAGGUAUGCCCAAGACAGGCCUCCUCCUGACUAUCCUGGGUGUGAUUUUCACGAAAGGCAACUGGGCCACUGAGGAAGAAGUCUGGGAAAUGCUGAAUAUGAUGGGGUUAUAUGCUGGUGAACGUCACUUAAUCUUUGGGGAACCCAGGAAACUCAUCACCAAAGAUCUGGUGAAGCAGAAGUACCUGGAGUAGCAGCAGGUGCCCGGCAGUGAGCCUCCAUGCUAUGGAUUCCUGUGGGGUCCUAGAGCCUAUGCUGAAACCACCAAAAUGAAAGUCCUAGAGUUUUUGGCCAAGAUUCACGAAACCAUUCCCAGUGCCUUCCCGUUCUGGCAUGAAGAGGCUGCGAAGGAUGAAGAGGAGAGAGCCCAAGCCAGAGCUGCAGCCAAGGCUCGCAGUAGUGCCAUGGCUCAGGCACAUUCCAUGGCCACAUCCAGUUCCCACCCCAAGUAA